Molecule: messenger RNA, 546 nt
Organism: Cladophialophora psammophila CBS 110553
Lineage: Eukaryota; Fungi; Ascomycota; Eurotiomycetes; Chaetothyriales; Herpotrichiellaceae
Exons: 1
Coding region: 1-546 (181 amino acids)
Source: RefSeq, a predicted model, not a curated record
AUGAAGAUUAACUCCACGGCUCGAUAUGUGAGCUUGGCGUUACAAGCUCUCAACGAAGAUAUUCUGCCAGAAAUCAGUUCUCAGAAGGCUAAGGAGAGCCUCAGUCUUGUGCGCAUGGCUUUGACUGAAGUGCUCAAACGAGAAGGGCCUGCCAUUGACCAGCUUAUCGAGACAAUCAACACCGGAAGACAACUCUACUCGCAAAUUGCAGAGGCGCUGGGUGACGUUGAACCCCCUGGAGAUUCUGGCCCCAUUGACUAUGCUGCUGGCUUUGAUCCUCUUGCCGAGAUCUAUGCCCGAUUGUCGCAAGAUCUAGACCUACUGCUGGCCCGGCUUUCUCCAAGGACUGAUCCCCAAGUCGAGUCGCUAAUGAGGACGGCCGCAGAGUGGGAGGUGGACUACAUGUUAGCAACACAAAAUUCAGAGGUUGAGCCAGUCAACAAAUUCAAUUGCGGUGAUCAAAAAUCCUCGAAAGAGAAUCAGCCGCAGAAGUUGAACAAAGAGUAUCUACAGGCUUUUCUCGCGAUCGGCGGCAAGAGGGUGUGA